Molecule: messenger RNA, 3265 nt
Organism: Hyla sarda
Lineage: Eukaryota; Metazoa; Chordata; Amphibia; Anura; Hylidae
Product: gastrula zinc finger protein XlCGF71.1-like
Exons: 7
Coding region: 631-1422 (263 amino acids)
Biological process (GO): regulation of transcription by RNA polymerase II
Molecular function (GO): DNA-binding transcription factor activity, RNA polymerase II-specific; RNA polymerase II cis-regulatory region sequence-specific DNA binding
Source: RefSeq, a predicted model, not a curated record
UGUUGUCUCCAUUCAUAGCCUGAAGCAGAAUACAAGCUGCAGCUGCUCAGACUGAGGCGACAACAAAGGGUUAAAUGCGCCAUUGUUCACCUCCCCGAAUAAUCCAGGAUCAUGUUUCCAGGGGAGCCUGUUGUGCACGGACAAUGGCUUCCUGUGUGUCCUCCCCACAUGUGACUAGAGAAGAGGAGAUGACAGGGACAGUCUUCACAUCCUUACUAGAAGCCCCCGGACUGCACUGAGAGGAUCCUCAGCUACAGGACUCUCAGGUAAAUAUUUAUUCGACAGACCAUGGUCCUUCAUAUAAAUGACCGACCAAGGAUGGAGAAGGACAGAGACCACAUGUCUGGGAGGAUAUUAGAUCUCACCCUAGAGAUGAUCUACUGGAUCACUGGAGAGGAUUACACAGUAGUGAAGAAGUCGUCUGGUGAGUGUGUGACACCCCGUGUGUCAGGAGGCUGGAGCAGGAGCCAGAGCCCCGCCCCCGAGGAGCCUUUACCUCAUUCACUGAUACAUGAGCAGAAAAUCCUAGAACUUGAACUUGAUCAUUGAACUGCUGACUGGGAAUGCUGGGACAUUAUACAAUAAUAUCAAGGUUCCUAUAACGUGCAAGAUUUCUGUGUUUAUUUCUCCAUGGAGGAGUGGGAGUAUUUAGAAGAACACAAAGAUGUGUACAAGGUUGUCAUAGCGGAGGAUUCCCAUUGUCCCACAUCUCCAGAUGGCUCCAGUAGUAUAAAUCCCCCGGAGAGCUGUCCCCGUCCUCUAUAUCCCCAGGAUUGUAAAGAGGAAGAGGAGGAUAUCCCACUGGACCAUCAGGUCCAUAAUGUGGGAUCAUUGCAGGAAAGUAAUAGAGGAACAAUAGGUGGACUCCAAAACCCCAUAUCAGAGAAUGAAGAGAAGACCUUUUUAUGCCUGGAAUGUGGAAAACAUUUUACUAAGAGGAAAAAUCUUGUUAGACAUCAGAGAAUUCACGCGGAAGAGAAGCCAUUUUUAUGCUUGGAAUGUGGAAAACGUUUUACAGCUAAAUCAAAUCUUGAUAGACAUUGGAGAAUCCACACAGGAGAGAAGCCAUUUUCAUGUUCAGAAUGUGGCAAAUCAUUUCGUGUUAAAGCAUAUCUUGUGGACCAUCAGAGAAUUCACACAGAAGAAAAGCCAUUGUCAUGCUUGGAGUGUGGGAAAUGUUUCACUGUGAAAUCGCACCUUCUGAAUCAUCAGAGAACUCACACAGGAGAGAAACCAUUUUUAUGCUUGGAAUGUGGCAAAAGUUUUACCAUGAAAUCAAAUCUUCUUAGACAUCAGAGACUUCACACGGGAGAGAAGCCGUAUUCGUGUCCUGAAUGUGCAAUAUGUUUUACUAAUAAAUCAAGUCUUGAUUAUCAUGUGAGACACCACGCAAGAGAGAAGCCGUUCUCAUAUACAGUAUGAGGGAAAUGUUUUAACCAAAUAUCAAAUCUGUGGAUCAUCUUAAAGGAGAUCUCCACGAAAAUUAACUAAUUCCCUAUCCAAAGGAUAAAGGAUAGGUAGCUGAUCGCUGGGGGUCCUACUGCUGGACCUCCCACACUCGCCGGGAUGGGAUCCAGCUCUCAGUGAGGAGUGUGGGCUGCAGCCAACAUGUACUCCAUUCAUUUCUAUGGGAGGGCCGAAAAGACCCGAGUACAGCUCUCGGCAUCAUCGGUGAUUCCAUAGAAAGAAGGGAACCAGUUGACGACAUGCACUCCAUCCCGUCCUGAUGAUCGCGGGGUGCCCCGUGGUCAGCUACUUAUCUCCUAUCCUGUGAAUAGGGGUAAGUUCAUUUUUGCCGGAGCCAUAUCCAUGUUCAGAAUGUGGAAAAUUUAUGAGUAAGAAUUCACAUCAAAUGAGUCAAAUCUUAUUUGACUUAUAGACCAAAUCUUAGUAAACAGUAUGAAAACUCCCACGGGUGAAGCCAGUUUCAUGUUUAUUAUGUGAAAAAUGUUUUACUUGAAAAUCAGGUGUGUCUGGCCAUCCUUAAAGGGGUUCUCUUCUGAAAAACAUAUAUAUAUUUUUUUAAAUCAACCGAUGCCACAAAGAAGAUUUGUAAAUUACUUCUAUUUAAAAAUCUUAAUCCUCCUCUUUUCAGCUGCUGUAUGAUCCACAGGAAGUUCUUUUCUUUUUGAAUUUCUUUUCUGUCUGACCACAGUGCUCUCUUCUGACACCUCUGUCCGUACCAGGAACUGUCCAGAGCAGGAUAGGUUUGCUCUGGGGAUUUGCUCCUACUCUGGACAGUUCCUGACAUGGACAGAGGUGUCAGCAGAGAGCACUGUGGUCAGCCAGAAAAGAAUUCCAGUCAGCAAUACAACUUCCUCUAUUGUGUACAGCAGCUGAUAUGUACUUGAAGGAUUAAGAUUUUUAAAUAGAAGUAAUUUACAAAUCUGUUUAACUUUCUGGCACCAGUUGAUUCCAGUGGAAUACUCUUUUUAAACUCCUACAUUCUAGAAGCCAUUUCCAUUUCACAAAUGUGGGAAAUGUUUGUCUGUGUGUGUAUGGAUAUAUAUUUGUAUAAGUGUAUGAAAAUAUAUAGUCAUAUGCAAAGAUAAUGGAAGGAUUUUUUAUUUUAUUUUUAUCCCGACAUGUGAAGUGUAAUUUAUAUGAAAUUUGCACCCAUAUAUUUUUGAUAGUUUUAGAUAUAAAUAUAUUCUGUAGUAAAGGGGUUUUCCGGCCAUAGACAUUUUAUCCCCUAUCCAAAGCAUAGGGUAUAAGAUGUCUGAUCGCGGGGGUACCAUCGCUGGAAACCAUCAUAGACGUGAAUGGAGGGGGCGUACCAUGAUGUCACGAGGGGGAGUGGCGUCACGUCUCUAUUCCCAGAAACACAGAGGUUUCCGAUACUGGAGCAGCAGCGCGUCAGAGAAUGGGGGUGCUGCAGGGAGAUCACGGGGGUCCCCUGCAAUCGGACAUCUUAUCCCCUAUCCUUUGGAUAGGGGAUAAGAUUACUAUGGCUGGAAUACCGCUUUAUUGAUGAGGUAGGAACAUAUUUAGUGGUUAUGGGACAAUUAAUGUUACCCCGCAGUAGUGACAUCUAGUGUUCUGGGUUAUAAUGACACUUACUCCACAGCGACAUCUAGAGUAUAGAAAUAAGUAGUCGUGCAAAUUAGAGGUGUCUGUUUUUGUUUUUUAAUGUUUACAUUUUUAUAUUGGAUAGAGGUGGGAUAAAAGCUCUGAAUAUAAUGUGAUCAUUUGAUUUACAGGGAAUGUGUCAUCAGAAAAAAAUGACCUAUUGUUUAAAUCAGGUUUUUAUAUUAAACAUAUUUAU